UCACACUUUUUCCUUUUCGUAUGUUUCCCUCGCACGGCACGCUUUUUUUCGUCUGUUCGGGUCGUUUGGCUAUUCGAAAUAAAAAUUUCAAAAUUAACAACUAAUUGGCCAGCGACGUGCAUUCAAAUCAGAAGCGAAGGCGGAAACAUCGAGAGAAGGAGCGCGUGAAGAAAGUACCAGAAAUCCGGGAGUUUUUACGCGGCGCGCGUGCAGCUCACACACAUUGCCACACUCUAUACGUGCGAUUGACGCAAAAGCGAAAAAAACAGUGAAAAAAAGGAAUUGACGAAUAACAACGUUUGGGAAGCAUUGGACUCUGGUCGCUGUUCUCGUUCUCUUCGAAAUUGCCACGCAUGGACGACGAAGUCAUCGAAAUUAGCGAUAGCGAACGCGAGGAAACCUCAUCAAACUCCGAUAUGGACGUUGAAUUAACGGUGGAGCAGCCAGUCGAUGCCAACGUCGCUGCGGCAGAGGAAAUUGUGCCCAAGGACGCUGCAACCAUUGCCGAAGAGAAGAAGAAACUGGGCAACGACCAAUACAAGGCGCAGAACUAUCAGAAUGCACUCAAGCUCUACACGGACGCCAUAUCGCUGUGUCCGGACUCGGCGGCAUAUUACGGAAAUCGGGCCGCCUGCUACAUGAUGUUGCUCAACUAUAAUAGCGCCCUGACCGACGCCCGCCACGCCAUCCGCAUCGAUCCGGGCUUCGAGAAGGCCUACGUCCGUGUGGCCAAGUGCUGUCUGGCCCUGGGCGACAUCAUCGGCACCGAACAGGCCGUCAAAAUGGUCGUCGAGCUGAAUCCGCAGAGCACGGCCGUGAGUGUCGAACAGGCGGCGGCGCUGAAGUUGCGCCAACUGGAGGCAACCAUCCAGACCAACUACGACACAAAGGCCUAUCGGAAUGUGGUGUUCUACCUGGACAGUGCCUUGAAAUUGGCACCCGCUUGCUUGAGAUAUCGCCUUCUCAAAGCUGAAUGCCUUGCAUAUUUGGGACGCUGCGAUGAGGCCUUGGACAUUGCUGUGGGAGUGAUGAAGCUGGAUACCACCUCGGCGGACGCUAUUUAUGUGAGGGGACUGUGCCUGUACUACACCGAUAAUCUGGACAAGGGAAUCCUGCACUUUGAGCGCGCCCUGACCCUUGACCCUGACCACUACAAGUCCAAGCAGAUGCGCAGCAAAUGCAAGCAGCUAAAGGAGAUGAAGGAGAAUGGCAACAUGCUGUUCAAAUCGGGUCGCUAUCGCGAAGCUCACGUCAUAUACACGGACGCUUUGAAGAUCGACGAGCACAACAAGGAUAUCAAUUCGAAACUGCUUUACAAUCGGGCAUUGGUCAAUACACGCAUCGGGAAUUUACGCGAGGCCGUGGCCGACUGCAAUAGGGUGCUGGAACUCAAUAACCAGUAUCUGAAGGCCCUGCUGCUGCGUGCCCGCUGCUAUAACGAUCUGGAGAAAUUCGAGGAGUCGGUGGCCGACUACGAGUCGGCGCUGCAGCUUGAGAAAACGCCCGAGAUCAAGCGACUGCUGCGCGAUGCCAAGUUUGCGCUGAAGAAGUCGAAGCGAAAGGACUACUACAAGAUUCUGGGCAUCGGACGCAGUGCCACCGACGAUGAGAUCAAGAAGGGGUAUCGCAAAAAGGCGCUGGUCCAUCAUCCUGAUAGACAUGCCAAUAGCAGUGCCGAGGAGCGCAAGGAGGAGGAGCUCAAGUUCAAGGAGGUGGGCGAGGCGUACGCCAUUCUGUCCGAUGCGCGCAAAAAGGCGCGCUACGACAGCGGUCAGGACAUUGAGGAGCAAGAGCAAGCCGACUUCGAUCCGAAUCAGAUGUUCCGCUCAUUCUUCCAAUUCAACGGCGGCGGUGGCGGUGGUGGCGGCGGUGGCGCCGGCGGUGGCCGAAAUUACUCGUUCAACUUUGAUUUCUAAAACAAACCCCAUCAUCCCUCCACCCAUGUUCUGCCUCAUCGGAAGCCAACGCGACCUCCUUCAACACAGCAGCGCACAAACUUGAAAACUUUUUGCAUUUGUUUUCUACGAAUAACAUAUGUAGUUUGCUUGUCUAAAAGAAUGAAGACGAGCGAAAUUCUAUGAAAAUCUAUGCAAAUUAUUCAAACAACAAAUUUCUGGUUUACUCUCACAUUUAAAAUGUUUUUUAAAAUCAUUUCGGCGGCAUUAAAUCACGAAUAAUAAAUCAUGAAAAUUAUGUAAAACAAAUUUAUAAAUGUAUAUGUGAAGUUGCUAUAUCCAGUUGUUGUUGGAUCCGCCGGCCCUGCGAGUCCUGCGCCUGCGCGCGUACGCUCAGAUUAUCGAGGAUUAACUGAUUAAUUAUGAUUAAUGAAUGCGUAGCCUUAUUGUAUAACCAAUUUUAUUUUUACUCAUUAAGCCAGACACUUAAGUUUCGUUUCUAAGUUACAAAACAAAAAAAUUAUGCUAAAACACACAAAUCAAUCAAAAACCAAUAACGUAUCCGACUUAGUUAUUGUUUUGUGUAACUAUACGAUGAAGAAUAUAUGUGAAGUGAAAGCAUCAAGUAAAAAUAGUAAACAGAAAAAAA
Molecule: messenger RNA, 2544 nt
Organism: Drosophila gunungcola (fruit fly)
Lineage: Eukaryota; Metazoa; Arthropoda; Insecta; Diptera; Drosophilidae
Gene: Tpr2
Product: dnaJ homolog subfamily C member 7
Exons: 4
Coding region: 354-1916 (520 amino acids)
Molecular function (GO): protein binding
Source: RefSeq, a predicted model, not a curated record